CAAGUGCUGUUCCAAGUGAGGCACCAUCUCAGGUCCCAAGUGUUGUUCCUAGUGAAUCACCUUCUAUGAUACCGUCUGUGGCCCCAAGCGAGGAACCAUCAAUGGUACCUUCGAUGGUACCUUCGGAGGCUCCCAGUACAACUCCUUCAAUGAUUCCUUCAAUGAUCCCAAGUACCAUUCCAUCUAUGGUGCCUUCGACGAUACCAUCAACACUCCCUUCAAUGAUUCCUUCUGAAGUUCCAUCCGAGAUACCAUCAUUUGUUCCAAGUUUCGUGCCUUCGGAGUCACCCAGUAUGCAACCAUCCAUGGUCCCAUCUGCAAGUCCGUCGAAAAGUCCAACAAUGGCGCCAUCUUCGCAACCAAGCGGAAACGUGGUCUUGGUUGUGCCUGGUUUCCCGACUGCCCAGAGCAGCCCUUACGCAAUCGGUUAUCCGUGGGUAGCUAUCGAUGGGAGCACAGCUGGUGAUUAUGCAAGGGGACAGUCAACGCACACUCAAGAAGAAAAUGACCCGUGGUGGUAUGUGAACAUAGGCGCAGGCUGGGGCAACCGACCGUCUACUGUAAAAUAUGUCAGUGUUUGGAACAGAAGCGAUUGCUGUGCGGAACGAUUGUAUGGUGGAUGGGUCCAACUACUUGCUUCAAAUGGAGCUAUAUUGCAACAGAAGCAGAUUACGAGUGCGAUUGGAUUUGGUGGCCAGACUUUGCACUUCAGCCCUCAACCCGAUGUUUGGUUCAUUAAGGUUCAGCUAUAUGGAGCUGGGAGGGUUCUGUCACUUGCAGAGGUUCAAGCUGUAGGCUUUAUCCAGUGA
Molecule: messenger RNA, 809 nt
Organism: Cylindrotheca closterium
Lineage: Eukaryota; Bacillariophyta; Bacillariophyceae; Bacillariales; Bacillariaceae
Source: the annotation of a GenBank genome assembly